Messenger RNA from Raphanus sativus (radish), 733 nucleotides. RefSeq lists its product as uncharacterized. The transcript has 2 exons. The record is from RefSeq and is a predicted model, not a curated record. The coding region runs from base 121 to 660 and encodes 179 amino acids. Lineage: Eukaryota; Viridiplantae; Streptophyta; Magnoliopsida; Brassicales; Brassicaceae.
CCCGUUCAAUAACCCUAAUUCAGUCGCUAUGUCCAAGGCCAAUAUAUAUGUUCAAUAAGCUACGAUAAAACCCAUAAAGAAAGGAAACAUAGACAGAGAGAAGAGGAUAUAUAUUAUACAAUGGAGAAUAUUGACAUGAGUAGAAGAGAUGUGAUUUUAUGCAGAGGAAUAUGGGACGGCGCCGUGAGUGCCACAACAUUCUAUGCAGUGACGGUACUCAGGCAUCUCUUAUUCACCGAUCCUUCCUCCACUGGUUGCUACAAGGAUUUUACUACAAAGAAAGAGAAGAUUCCUCAAGUUGUUUUUGCGGAGCUUGCCAUAUUGGCGUUAGUGACAUCUCCGGCAAUGUAUUCCGUUUUGGUGGAUCAUGACCUUACGUUAUACAUGUCGUUAUUCACCAUCUCGUUGUUCACCGGUGGGACAGGUCUGAUUCAGCUAUCGGAUAAGUUUAGGAUGGAUAUGAAGCAUGCUUAUAUCACGCUUCUUUGCGGUUGGUUGUCUUGGCUUUUUGGCGUUUAUAUUUUUAUUUACAACCCUAGUUUGAGCGUGACUAUGAUCCUUGCUGGAGUUCACUGGAUGUUCGGCCCUUUUAUCUGUUUUUAUAAUUUUCCGUGUGAGGAAUUCUCUAUAAAUUCCAGGGUUUCCCCUCUUCCUGCUUAGUUCUCUUGCUUAAUUUUUCUUAAUGGUAUUGUAAGUCCAUAUAAAACACUCCACGUUCUGAGUUUAAUGACAU